This is a messenger RNA of Amphibalanus amphitrite, 831 nucleotides long. RefSeq names its product multiple PDZ domain protein-like. The transcript is spliced from 6 exons. Gene Ontology annotation, molecular function: protein binding. The coding region runs from base 1 to 831 and encodes 276 amino acids. Lineage: Eukaryota; Metazoa; Arthropoda; Thecostraca; Balanomorpha; Balanidae. The record is from RefSeq and is a predicted model, not a curated record.
AUGUCUGGAAUUCCUCGGAAGCCGGUAUUGAACGCAGUCCAGUGGUCGAACAGCAGUGCGGCGGCCACUGCGCCGCCCCCGCCUCAGGUCAGCAGCGUUUGCCCGGGGGAGGAGCCGGACGCCGCCACUGACGUGAGCCCACCGUGCACAGAGGAGUCGGCCGCCGAUCCGGCCACCUGCUCCAUCGUGGCCGGCCGCCAGACCACCAUUGAGAUCAACAGGGAGCAGAUGGGUCUGGGACUGAGUGUCGUCGGUGGCUCGGACACACUGCUGGGAGCCAUUAUCAUCCAUGAGGUGUACCCCGACAGCGCCGCCUCCAAGGAUGGUCGCUUGAAGCCCGGUGACCAGCUGCUCGAAGUAAAUAGCGAAAACUUCCAAGACGUCUCACACAACAAGGCUCUGGCAUUGCUGCGACAGACGCCGGCCAAGGUGCGGAUGCUGGUGUACCGGGAAGAGGGCGCCGCCAAAGAGGAGGACGUGUUCGAGAAGAUGGACGUUCAGAUGGUGAAAAGGCCUGGCAAGGGGCUGGGUCUGAGCAUCGUCGGCAGAAAAAACAGUCCAGGCGUCUUCAUCUCGGAUGUGGUGACUGGCGGUGUCUUUGGCCAGUCGUCUUCUCCCAGUGUCAAGAACUGGGGUCCGACCAGCCACCUCUCGUCCUGGACGCGAGCCGCGUCGCGGCCGCUGCUACACGGCUGUCCAGCCGCGCCCCUGCACCUGCCACCCCACCUGCCACCUGGCCGUCUGCUGGUGGAGCUACAGCAGCCGGCAACGGCCGGCGCGCAGCGGCAGCCGGGUCGGCUCCCUGUCCCGCAGCAGUCGCAGCACUUGUAG